UGUUCACCUGCGCUCUCUCUGUCUCAAGUCCCUCCCUUUUCCGACGUCUCUCACAGGUUCUCUAUUGUCAUCCUCUCCGGCGCCUCCCAACUCGUCAUUCUCUCCGGCGCCGAUAGCUGCUACUCCUUCACCGGCUGAAGCUUCUGAUUCGAGGUAAGUUUCAUCCUUCACCGGCUGUUGCUCCUCCUUCACCGUUUGACGAGGGCUUCGGCAAGAGCCACCCCUCGCAAAUCUGGGCGACGAUUGCUCGGGGCUUGAGCGUGACGGCUCGCUCGAGCCAGCGCUUGCCCAGAUCUGCGAGACGCUUGCUCAAGCGAGCCCUCGCGCUCGAGCCCCAAGUGAGCGUCUCGCAAACGCUCGCCCAGAUCUGCGGCAACGUCUGCUCGCUUGAGUGAGUGUCGCUACUUUGCUCGCUCGAGCGAGCAUUGCGAGCAGAUCAGCGACGCUUAUAAUCGAUUACCUGGUUACAAUGUAAGAACUUGUGCUUGGCUAGCGAGCAUGGCAAGCAAAGCAGCGACGGUUAUAAUCGAUUACCUGGUUACAAUGUAAGAACUUGUGCUUGGCUGGGAUAUUACAUAGGAAUUUUUGGUUUUAUAUCGAAGGUGGAACUUUGUGGGAUGAUACAUGUUUUGGCAUUCAACUACCGUAGUUUAAUUAAGCAUCAUCUAUGCUUUCCGUAACAUAAGUUUCAGACACUGUUGUUUUCAUUAUUUAUCAAUUUAUUUCUUCAGUAUUUGCGUCUUCUUACAUUCUGUAGUGACAAUGCUCACCCCAUAACCUCGUUGACCUUGCCAUGCUCUGUUUCCAUGAGUUCAUGAAACUUUAUUUCUGUAAAUAUAUUUAUAGGGUGUCAAGGAUGAAGUAGAAAGGCGAAAGAUGCAUUGUCCGCAUAGUAUGGUCCAAAUUACACAAGAUUUACUUCUGUUUUUAAGCUCAAGGCAACACAAAAAACACUAUACUCAUAUUUUAGUGAAAUGACACAGGUGGUCCAUCUAUUUUUGCCAUAAAUUCUAAGCCUUCUCUUUACUUCUUUGUUUUUUGUUUUUUGUUUUUUAUACCAAAAUCUUUCAUUUAGUUUAUUGUAAGUGUCAUACUUGAUUGCUGGAAUGCCGAGUUCAAGCAGAGCGUCGCUGCUGUGCUUGCUCGAGCGAGCCUCGCGAGCAGAGCAGCGACACUUGGCUCGCUUGAGCGAGUGUCGCUGCUCUGCUUUGCUCGCUCGAGCGAGCGUCGGUGCUGUGCUCACUUGAGCGAGCAUCGCGAGCAGAGCAGUAACGCUCGGCUCGAGCAUCGCUGCUCUGCUUUGCUCACUCGAGCGAGCAGAGCUGCUGUGAUUGCGUCGCUGCUAUGCUCAUCCUCCAUCACUGAUGAUAUCAAUAUUGAUCGACUAAUCUGUGCCCACUCUUGAAUAAUGACCCAAAAAUAUUUCCAGGCGAUAAUUUAUUCAUGCAUAUUUCGGGCACAAGCGAAAAAGUUUCAGAGCUUCAAAAGGCCAUCUUAGAUUUCUGUUCAAACAUGAUUCUUGAUUUUUAUGCUAAAUGUUUAAUUCCAUGAUUUGUUUGAUGUGAACAACAAAAGUAGUUGUUUCAUAUUUGAGCUAGUUCUUCAUUUGGUGAAGAUAAUGAUGCUCUGGAAAUAAAGAGGAUUCAAUUUUUCUGUAUCUUUUGUUUAUCUUGCUUGCUCAAAUGUCUUGUUACUAUUUUGUGGAAUCAAUUUGCUUUCUACCUCCUCAAAUUUUACUAAAAUUGGUGGCGCUCUACUCACUUGAGCGAGCGAUUCGGCGGUAAAUUUCUUUGGACUAUGCUGAAGAAUUAUGAGCUCAUCCAAAAUCACCAUGAGAGCUAUCUCUUUUUACAGAGAGGGACUAUAGUUGAGAAACUUAGAAAGGAAACACUAAAGGACUGGAGCCACUUUCAAGAACUUUUUUUUCUGUGUGUGAAGGUACAUCUGUUUGAUCAGAUGGAUGAAAGGACACUCGAUGUGAUUUGUGAAAGGCUCAAACCUGCCUUGUGCACUGAAGGAACGUUCUUAGUUCGUGAAGGUGACCCGGUCAAUGAGAUGCUCUUCAUCAUCCGAGGCCACCUCGACUCUUACACUAUCAAUGGGGGCCGCAUCGGGUUCUUCAACUCGUGCCGCAUCGGUCUGGGAGAUUUCUCUGGUAAAGAACUACUUACAUGGGCCCUGGACCCAAGCCCCAGCAUUAUCUUACCAUCAUCGAUCUGCUCGGUCAAAACCCUCUUCGAAGUGGAGGCUUUUGCGCUAAGGGCAGAUGACUUGAAAUUUGUGGCGUCGCUCGGUCAAACAUGUCGAUGUGAUGAAGUUGAACAACAAUGAACUAUAUUACUUCAUUAUUGUGAUCUAUAAAGAUACUCUUCUUUUUGCUA
Eucalyptus grandis is the source of this 2381-nucleotide messenger RNA. Its product is annotated as putative cyclic nucleotide-gated ion channel 15. The transcript has 2 exons. Bases 1798 to 2331 code for a protein of 177 amino acids. The record is from RefSeq and is a predicted model, not a curated record. Lineage: Eukaryota; Viridiplantae; Streptophyta; Magnoliopsida; Myrtales; Myrtaceae.